This is a messenger RNA of Acanthosepion pharaonis, 618 nucleotides long. Lineage: Eukaryota; Metazoa; Mollusca; Cephalopoda; Sepiida; Sepiidae. The record is from the annotation of a GenBank genome assembly.
AUGUUGCUUAACUUGAAGAUCUCUACUACUUUCUCUUGCACUUUUUUCAUUCGGCUUUGUGUCUUCUUUCUUUCUUUCUUUCUUUCUUUCUUUCUUUCUUUUUCCCCUUACAGUUCAUUCUUUUAUCUUCUUUUUAUCUUUUUUUCUUUUUUAUCUUUUUUAUGCUCAUCCUCCGCCUACUCCUCUUCUUCUUUUACUUCUUUUUCACAUCCCACUUUUGCUCGUUUCUUUUUCUUUCAUUCUAUCAAUUUUCCCGAAGCCAGUUUUCCGAAUUUUUCUUUAUCCUUCUUUCAAUUGCAAGUUUUUGCACCACUGUCUAUAAUUUCUCUCUUCUUGACGUUUUCGCUUUUCUUUCUGUCUACUUUUCUUUCGCUUUAUGCACAUUUUAGUAAACCUGCCUACACACUUUCUCUCCAGCACUCUCUUCCACUUUGGUCAUAUACUUUCUAUAUUGUUUUCUUAUUUAGCUUCAAUUCAUUAUCUUUUCGAUCCUUGUGCAACAUUUUUAAGCUUCUCUCUUUUUAUUUCAUACAGUUUCAUUCACUCUCUAUUCGUCUACAGAUUCUUCGUCGUUUGCUAUUUUCUUCUUUCUUUCCACGUAGCCUCAAUAUUCUUUAA